This is a messenger RNA of Piliocolobus tephrosceles (Ugandan red Colobus), 2343 nucleotides long. Its product is annotated as armadillo repeat-containing protein 4. The transcript has 12 exons. Gene Ontology annotation, molecular function: protein binding. The coding region runs from base 291 to 2000 and encodes 569 amino acids. Lineage: Eukaryota; Metazoa; Chordata; Mammalia; Primates; Cercopithecidae. The record is from RefSeq and is a predicted model, not a curated record.
UUAGAAGCAAAGGCUCAGCAAAAGAAAUCCAAGAGGACAAACGCACAGGAAGACUUGAAAAAUCAAGACCAUCUGUUUCACACGGAAGAGCACAAUUACUUCGAAAGAGUGCAGAAAAGAUAGAGGAAAUUAUUAGUGAUAGCUCCUCAGAAAGUGAGGAAGAUGAAGAGCCACCUGACCAUCGUCAGGAAGCAAGUGCAGAUUUGCCAUCAGAAUAUUGGCAAAUUCAGAAGCUGGUGAAAUAUUUAAAGGGAGGAAAUCAGACAGCUACAGUGAUUGCGUUGUGUUCAAUGAGGGAUUUCAACUUAGCUCAAGAAACCUGCCAGUUGGCCAUCAGAGACGUUGGAGGCCUGGAAGUGCUGAUAAAUUUGCUUGAAACCGAUGAAGUCAAAUGUAAGAUUGGUUCAUUAAAAAUACUGAAGGAAAUCAGUGAUAAUCCUCAAAUCAGACGUAAUAUUGUUGACCUUGGGGGCUUACCAAUUAUGGUGAAUAUACUUGAUUCUCCACACAAGAGUCUGAAAUGUUUGGCAGCCGAGACUAUUGCGAAUGUCGCCAAGUUUAAAAGAGCACAGCGGGUAGUGAGGCAGCACGGGGGUAUCACCAAACUGGUUGCUCUACUGGACUGUGCACAUGAUUCCACAAAACCUGCCCAAUCGAGUCUGUAUGAGGCCAGAGAUGUGGAAGUGGCUCGCUGUGGGGCACUGGCCCUGUGGAGCUGCAGUAAGAGUCAUACGAAUAAAGAAGCCAUCCGCAAAGCUGGGGGCAUUCCUCUGUUGGCUCGGCUGCUGAAGACUUCUCAUGAAAAUAUGCUGAUUCCGGUGGUGGGGACAUUGCAAGAGUGUGCAUCAGAGGAAAACUACCGGGCUGCAAUCAAAGCAGAAAGGAUCAUUGAAAACCUUGUCAAGAACCUAAGUAGUGAGAAUGAGGAGCUGCAGGAGCACUGCGCCAUGGCCAUUUACCAGUGUGCUGAAGAUAAGGAAACCCGGGACCUCGUUAGGCUGCACGGAGGACUUAAGCCCUUGGCCAGUCUACUCAAUAACACUGACAAUAAAGAGAGGUUAGCUGCUGUCACAGGGGCAAUAUGGAAAUGUUCCAUCAGCAAAGAGAAUGUGACCAAGUUUCGGGAAUACAAAGUCAUUGAAACCUUGGUGGGACUUUCAACAGAUCAGCCUGAAGAAGUACUUGUGAAUGUGGUUGGGGCCUUGGGAGAAUGCUGCCAAGAACAUGAAAACCGUGUCAUUGUCCGGAAAUGUGGUGGCAUUCAACCACUUGUGAACCUCCUUGUUGGAAUCAACCAAGCUCUUCUUGUGAAUGUUACAAAAGCAGUUGGUGCUUGUGCAGUAGAACCUGAAAGUAUGAUCAUAAUUGAUCGCUUAGAUGGAGUUCGUUUGUUGUGGUCCCUGCUGAAAAAUCCUCACCCAGACGUGAAGGCCAGCGCAGCGUGGGCACUCUGUCCAUGCAUCGAAAAUGCAAAGGAUGCUGGGGAAAUGGUUCGUUCCUUUGUCGGUGGUUUGGAACUUAUUGUCAAUUUACUGAAAUCAGAUAACAAAGAAGUCUUGGCAAGUGUAUGUGCUGCCAUUACCAACAUAGCAAAAGAUCAAGAAAAUUUAGCUGUUAUUACAGAUCAUGGAGUUGUUCCUUUGUUGUCCAAGCUGGCAAAUACGAAUAACAAUAAAUUGAGACAUCAUCUAGCAGAAGCUAUUUCACGUUGCUGUAUGUGGGGCAGGAAUAGAGUGGCCUUCGGUGAGCACAAAGCAGUGGCUCCACUAGUGCGUUACCUGAAAUCGAAUGACACCAACGUGCAUCGGGCGACAGCUCAGGCCUUGUACCAACUCUCAGAAGAUGCUGAUAACUGCAUCACCAUGCAUGAGAAUGGUGCAGUAAAGCUUCUACUGGAUAUGGUUGGGUCCCCUGACCAGGAUCUCCAGGAAGCUGCAGCUGGUUGUAUAUCCAAUAUCCGCAGGCUGGCUCUUGCUACAGAGAAGGCAAGGUACACUUGAAAUGGACAUUCAAGCUAUCAAAUUCUACAUGACACAGGACAUGUCACUCCCAUGGCCAGAAAGCCUAAAUUGGGAAACAUUUAUUAGCAAACCCUUUCAACCGUCUAAAUGAAAACACAUAAAUUGAAAAUGCACAGAAUGUUUUUCAUCUGAAAAUUGCAUAGAGACUUUUGUUUCCAUUUAAUGUUUUAGAGAUAUGGCAUGUAGUAAGAUGGAAAGCCAAUAAACCUCUGAUAAGUUUCUAAGAAUUUGAGAAUAUAUGUAUACAGUAUAUAUAGAGAGAGAGUUCAGUGAUGCUUUUGUAUUUGUGGUGAUUGUAAUAAAGGAUGUGGCCCUCCCAAUG